Neodiprion fabricii is the source of this 676-nucleotide messenger RNA. RefSeq lists its product as uncharacterized. Bases 337 to 669 code for a protein of 110 amino acids. The record is from RefSeq and is a predicted model, not a curated record. NCBI's taxonomy places the organism in Eukaryota, Metazoa, Arthropoda, Insecta, Hymenoptera, Diprionidae. The transcript has 2 exons.
AUGCAAAAUUGAUGGAUUAUACGAGUUUCUGGAGAACUGUAUAUUUCAGCCUUUUUCUGAUUUCAUACCUGCAUUUCAUUUUCGGUCACAUCGUGGGUGGGGUUAUUGUUCGAGCGGCAGAGAAGAAAAAAGAUCCUUGUAGUAAUUGGUCAGUUUCCUCUACCUCAAACAUCAUUGGUUGAUGCUGAUGUGGAGGAGUUGAGUCUUUAGGGUUUAAGCAACCUAUUUAACCCCGUAUCGCGUGAAAACUUGUAUCCAAUUUUCAAAAUUUUUCACAUCACGCAGAGUAGCAGGAAAAUUGAUACUUAUGCAGUCAAAUUCGGAAAUAUAUCUACGAUGAUGUAUCCUCUCAGCGUUGGCGUUGAUUUGGUGGAGGGCUGCAAUGAUGAACCAGAGAAGACUUCUUACCUGUUGAGGACUCUGGGGCUGCUCAGCAUCGAGUCUAUUAAAAAAAAACGAAGCGACAGGGCCGAUCAUAAGCGGCAAAUGAGUACUUUUUUUCAUCAGGCUGAUGAUCUCCAACUUCUCGGUGACAAUGAGAUAGAUUUUUUCGGGAUCAGUUGGCUGAUCGAGGGGCGGUGGGGGCGACACUGCCCCUUUGUGGAUUGGGCUCAUCCGGCGUCGCAAGCGCCGGAGGACCUCGGGGCGGCUUACAGCCCCAAUUACUAAAUCUGAA